Messenger RNA from Rosa chinensis, 1341 nucleotides. RefSeq names its product probable BOI-related E3 ubiquitin-protein ligase 2. The transcript is spliced from 2 exons. NCBI's taxonomy places the organism in Eukaryota, Viridiplantae, Streptophyta, Magnoliopsida, Rosales, Rosaceae. Gene Ontology annotation, molecular function: ubiquitin-protein transferase activity. Bases 149 to 985 code for a protein of 278 amino acids. The record is from RefSeq and is a predicted model, not a curated record.
UAUAUAUAUAGCUCCUGCUCGCCCACUUCUAGCCCACCACCUUUCUGCCAAAAUGAAACAUUGAGAGAGAAAGCUCGAGAGAUCUGUGAAACAUUGAAAAAGAGUUCAUCUUUGUUCUGAUUUUGGGUGUGGUUUAGAGUCUAAGAUCAUGGCUAUUGAAGCACAGUUGUAUUCAGAGAAUCUUGGGUUUCCGAUGUUUGGCUCACAAUCGCAGAAUUUGAUGGUGGACAACAACAAUGGUUGUGGUGGUUCUGGCGGUGGGUUUAAUCAGUUCUGUUUCAAUGUCCAGCAGAAACCGCCGCAGCUACUACAAUACCAGCCACCACCGAUGAAUCCUGGUGUGCUUGUCCCAGCUUUGCACAACAACAACAUCAUGGCGUAUACUCGACAGAGUAUUGCAGCUCAGGAAGCCAAGCAAAGACAAGAGAUUGAUGACUAUCUCAGAUUACAGAAUGAGAGAUUGAGAUUGGUGCUACAAGAGCAGAGAAAGCAGCAACUCGCAAUGUUGAUGAAGAAAAUCGAAUCCAGAACAGAACUACUAUUGAAGCAAAAGGAUGAAGAAAUAGCACAAGCGGUGAAGAAGAGAAUGGAGCUCGAAGAUUUCUUGAGGAAAUUGGAGGCUGAAAACCAAGCGUGGCAAAGAGUGGCUCAGGAGAAGGAAGCCGUGGUUGUGUCCUUAAACAACACUCUUGAACAGUUCAGAGAGAGAGCCGCUUGUGGUGCCAUGGAAGAUGCAGAGUCUUGCUGUGAUAGUAAACAAGAGGAGGAAGAAGAAGACACAGGGGAUUACAGAGGAGGCUUUAAUAAUGGCGUGAACGAAGAGAUAAAGAUGAUGGUUUGCAAAGGCUGCAAUUCUAAAAGGUCGUGUGUCUUGUUCCUCCCCUGCAGGCAUCUUUGUUCAUGCAAAGCCUGUGAGGCUGGCUUUGAUGCUUGUCCUGUUUGCACAACGCCAAAGAAGGCUAGCAUAGAGGCAUUGAUUUUCUAGGCUGAUUUUCUGGGAAAAAGUGGGAGAAAGAAACAAAGAAAAGGAAAAGAAGAAAAGGGUUUUGAAGGAUUUGGAACGGUGAUGAUGGUGGUGCCAUUAAUGGGCGAAACAGAACACUGAACAGAGCCAAUUUCAAUGCAAUGCCAGUGGUGCAAAUGGUUUUUUUCUCUUUCUUAAUUUGCCUUUUUGUUUUGUUUUUUGUUUUCUCCUUUUUAGGGUCUCUGAGUUUAGGUUUAGUUUGUGAGUUUUGAACAAUCAAAGACCAAUUGGACAGGAAAUACAGAACAGAGGGCAUCUUUUCCUUUCAUGGAGAUGUCUUGCUUGCUUUUGCCUUUUUGAAUGUUGUGUUUUUGUGG